Eremomyces bilateralis CBS 781.70 is the source of this 1240-nucleotide messenger RNA. RefSeq lists its product as uncharacterized. Gene Ontology annotation, biological process: protein lipidation; macroautophagy; protein modification by small protein conjugation. Gene Ontology annotation, cellular component: intracellular anatomical structure. Lineage: Eukaryota; Fungi; Ascomycota; Dothideomycetes; Eremomycetales; Eremomycetaceae. The transcript is spliced from 3 exons. Gene Ontology annotation, molecular function: Atg12 transferase activity. The coding region runs from base 125 to 778 and encodes 217 amino acids. The record is from RefSeq and is a predicted model, not a curated record.
CUGGAUCGUUCACAUGCAGAUGGAUAUGUAUUUUAUAGUCUGUACCGUUAAGGUAUGUACCAGUACUGAUAUCUCAUCCUCUCGAGUUUAGGACCGUCCGAAUACCGCCGUCAACGACCAGAUCAUGUCCCUGGUUCUACCGUCAUUCCCACUUCUUUCGAGUUCGGAUUUCCAAGCCGUAUGCUCAACAGCAAUCCAUGAGUUGCAGUCAGGGAAAUGGUUAACUCCUGCGGAUUGGAACAUCUCCAGAUUGGAAAGCAACGACGGUAGUGGCCAAGGAUUAAUCGGUCUGCGUAUCAUUCGGGCACUGGACAACCCCGAUCAGUUUGGACAAGAUGCGGAUAAGGAUGAUGAUGAGCUUCUCGAGGAACACGAUACUGAGAGACUUUCAAUCUCAGUAGCAAGAGCACAUCGAUAUCGGGUUUUUUAUGAUAUUAUGCUUUCGCCAUCUAUGCAAAUGCCCGUGGUUUGGUUUAGCAUCCACCGCGCGAAUGGAACCGCAGUCCCGCUCCAACGAGACGUUAUAAUAGAUUCUCUCGUUCCAACCAACGUCCGUAGCGAGCUCACAACCCAGGGUGCUGGUCCACUCGGUGGCAUAUCGCAAGCGAUCCACCCUAACACGGGUUUCCCGGCGUGGUACAUCCAUCCCUGCGAGACUGCGAACGCUUUGAGAGAAGUUCGUGGAGAUGUUGGAUCCGUUCAUACAGACGAGUAUCUGCGCCUUUGGAUGGGAGUGGUUGGACCAGCAGUCGGGCUCUACUGGCCGCAGCCAAGAUGACGCCGGUACCUGCCGUGCUUUCUGACCCCUAUUUAGAGCUCGUGCUGCCAAACAGAGCAUGUCGUUCGCCAAGAGUGAACUUGAUAUAUUGGUGCUGUUGAAGGAGGCGGCCUCAUACGAAGCCUUUUGGAGCGAAGGCUGCGGCAGAAUGUGGAGUGAUGCCAAUGUCCUCUACGAGUCGUCCAUUAAUCUUCAUCGCUCAUCUCCAUCUCGCUCUCCUCAUCCUCCAUGGGGGCAUCGCCAUCUUCCUCGCCUUCGCUCUCAUCCCGCGGCCUCUUCGUCCCAAUCGCUGCCGGCGAAGCUUCCUUUGCGGGAGCUGCACCUCCGGUGGUGGUACCUGCUGAUGGGAGACCUAUAGGAGCAGUGAAAAUAGAGGGUUGCGCAGCAGCUCCAGGAACGGUCGAGCCGGAGGGACCGGUGGAUGGGAUAUUGAAUGUGCCGUCGAGCUUAGAGAUGGUAUUC